AUGUCUGGACACAACUCUGACCUUUCUCGCGCUGCGUCGCUGUCAUCUCAGACUCCACGUUUGUCACAGCCUCAGAUCUCUGAACCGCUUGCCCGUCGCGCCUCUAGUCGCCUUUCGCAUGUCUCUAACCCAAAUAUCUUCUCCGACGAGUACGCAUUAGAACCGAUUGACACCGAAAUCAACCGGGUCCCUAGUCCCGCUUCGGCCUCCACCUCCGCCUCUGCCCCCCUUCACUCAACUCAACAUGUACAAGAGUCAACAAUCGCUGAUAAUGAGGACCCAUUUGCUGAUGGUCCUCGGCUUUCUCAGGAUGGAUCUCGUCGGUCAAGCCUGCCCCAGAAAGGCCUCGGCCUCGGAUUUGCUAGCAAUCGCGACUCCGUAAGCUCUUCCAACAAUGGCCAAUUUGCAUUUCAACGCAAUCAAAGCGUUUCCUCUCGUUUCUCCAUACCGCGCGCCAUGAGCCCAUACACCGGGGCGACCGGUCCAAGUCACCCAUAUGGCAUGUACUCGCAAGUCGGUGUGAGUCGCUCUGGAAGUAUUGCCAGCGUUUCAACUAUCCGCCCAAUCGACCGCCCCCUGGGAGAAACAUCCGGUCCUCAACAUCCCUACGGAAUGUAUUCUCAAAACGUCGUUGAAGAAGAUGCUAGCGACAACGUGAUUCCCGUUGGGUUCGCCGCCCACAACCAACCAUAUCAACAGCCGCUUGGCCGGCGACUUGACGACGUGGGGGAUAUAAUUGGGCCAGACGGACAUGCAGAGCCACUGCCUCCUUAUUCACGUUAUCCAACAGGUGUAGUACCAAAGCCACCGGGCGCAGAGACAACAACGUCUGAUGUCAAUAUCCUACCGGAAGACCAGGAGUUACAUUCACUUUCAAGAGAGCCGCCAAUCUCUGAAUCCUCCUCGAGAGCACUGAUUACUGAAACUUCGGGAGACAAUGAGCAUAGUGAGCACAAUGAACCGCUCAGGGCGGUGCCCUUGUCGGGUGUGAUGGCCUUCGAGGAGAAACUCAAACAGAAAGGGAAAAAAAGGGUAUGCUGUGGACUACCAGUCUGGACUCUCGUUCUCAUUGCCACCGUUAUGUUAAUUGGAGGGUGUAUUGGAGGUGUGAUUGGUGGAAUCCUGGGCACAAAAAGAGCUGCAGAAGACUCGCGAAAUACUGAAGAUCCCCCCAGUCGUGGUCCACACAUUGUAACGGUCACUGCAACACCUGCUAUGGGCUUUUCAGAAAUCACAAGCACCCCAACGAAUCUCAAGUCCAUCCCCACGGGCUACUACCUUAUUCCCGCUGUCUUGCAAAACCAGUCUGGGUUCUGUGUUGAGGAUCAUGACUUCAAGGCGGGUUGGGCCUGUCAAGAAAAAGCCAGUGAUUUUGAAAUGUACCUUGGAAAUUCCGGCAGUGGCCACUACGCUGUUUUAGGGUCUGAUGGUCCAACUUCAACCUUUACUUAUGGAGCCCAGUCACCUUUUCUUCCCACACCUACCCAAAAUUUGAGUCUGGCUUAUGACACCAGCAACACCGGCUUGGGGCCUGCUCUAUUUUUCUAUACCCUAUUUGACAAGCUCAUCAUCCUUCCACAAGAUACAUUCUCAUCCAGCUCACUCUCGUCGCGAUCAUUCUCAGACGAACUCAUGGCAGGUAUGAUGGAACGCAAGGAAGUCUCAAAACCCGGUGAAGAACCGUGGUUCUGCUGGUGGAACAGUACAAUGAUGGAGUUUUUCUUGUACAUCAACCAGUCGACUUCAGAUACCACAUCUUCCACUGCUUCUCAUGAUGAUAGCAUGUCAACUAGUACAGCUACUUCGGAAGCCCAGUAUAAGAAUCGUCGUAGCAGCAUUUUCAACUACCCACGAAAUAUCAAAAUUGAAGAGCGACGUGACUACUCAGGAGCCGAGGCCCCCUAUUGCCAACAGAUGUUGGUGGAAUCGAGUGGUCAGCUCAAAACCAUUGUCAAUUCAGUCAUCACCAUCAAGGAGGUUGAACCUGUUGCGACAACUACCUAUGGCGUCAGUGCUGAUGGUUCUAGCCAAACUUACACAGCCAAGGCACAGUACGCGUCACCAUGUUACUGCUUGUCUUCGACUGAUGAUUAG
Penicillium taxi is the source of this 2094-nucleotide messenger RNA. RefSeq lists its product as uncharacterized. The record is from RefSeq and is a predicted model, not a curated record. The transcript has a single exon. Bases 1 to 2094 code for a protein of 697 amino acids. NCBI's taxonomy places the organism in Eukaryota, Fungi, Ascomycota, Eurotiomycetes, Eurotiales, Aspergillaceae.